Molecule: messenger RNA, 258 nt
Organism: Coprinopsis cinerea okayama7#130
Lineage: Eukaryota; Fungi; Basidiomycota; Agaricomycetes; Agaricales; Psathyrellaceae
Exons: 2
Coding region: 1-258 (85 amino acids)
Source: RefSeq, a predicted model, not a curated record
AUGUCGUCCACCAUCCCCCCUCGAAAUCUGGGCGCCCUGUUUCUCGAAUUCGCUCACCCCCCAAAUUCCUACGAGAAGCGCUUGAAGGAACUGUUGGGGCACCCCCAAGGCCUGAAAACGAUCGAAGUCCCUGAGCGGUUCAGCGUUAUCGAGGCGGGCACUGCGUUUGAAAUAUGGAAGGACGACAUGGCUUUAACUUCCAGGAGUUAUGAUGAAUUGUUCCCUGUCCAAGUACGUCGAGUCGGAUGGGUAUCCUAG